Messenger RNA from Mycena indigotica, 2064 nucleotides. RefSeq names its product DUF803-domain-containing protein. Gene Ontology annotation, cellular component: membrane. The transcript has 10 exons. The coding region runs from base 1 to 2064 and encodes 687 amino acids. NCBI's taxonomy places the organism in Eukaryota, Fungi, Basidiomycota, Agaricomycetes, Agaricales, Mycenaceae. Gene Ontology annotation, biological process: magnesium ion transport. Gene Ontology annotation, molecular function: magnesium ion transmembrane transporter activity. The record is from RefSeq and is a predicted model, not a curated record.
AUGCCCGUACCCCGGGCCACAGCGCCAGAUUCCUCACUAAGUCCUAGCGCGUCAGGAGGCCAUGGCUUAAGCGUUGGUGGCGGGAACCUCAAGAUAGUCGGCGUGCUGCUCGCCAUAUGCUCUGGAUUAUUGAUUGGGUCGAGUUUUGUCUUCAAGAAGAAGGGGCUUCUGAGUGCACAAGCUGGACGCACGGCUGGAGAGGGUGUUGCUUAUCUCAAGUCGCCAUUGUGGUGGACCGGAAUGAUAAUGAUGAUUGUUGGUGAACUGUGUAAUUUUGCGGCGUAUGCGUUUGUCGAAGCCAUCGUUGUCACUCCCCUGGGCGCCUUGUCUGUUGUUGUUUGCGCCAUUCUCUCCUCAAUAUUCCUCAAAGAGAAGCUCACGUUCUUCGGCUGGCUCGGCUGUACCCUUUGUAUCCUCGGCUCAGUUAUCAUCGCUCUCAACGGUCCUUCUGAAGCCACCGUUGGCCAGAUCACUGAAUUCCAGAAGCUCUUCCUUUCGGUCGGGUUUCUGGUCUACGCUGGAAUCCUCAUCACCGCCUCCCUCGUUAUCAUAUUCUACGCUGCACCGAAAUGGGGCAAGAAGAGCAUGCUUUGGUAUAUCUUUGUGUGCAGUAUGAUUGGAGGAAUCAGUGUCAGCGUUACAACUGGUCUAGGCGCUGCCAUAGUCACCACUGCUGGCGGCGAUAACCAAUUCAAACAUUGGUUCAUGUACUUCCUAAUCGGCUUUGUUGCGGUUACUCUCAUAACGGAGGUGUACUACCUCAAUGUUGCGCUCGCGCUAUUCAAUACCGCAAUGGUAACGCCCACAUACUACGUCAUUUUCACGUUUUUCUCUAUUGUAACGACAAUCGUCCUGUUCAAAGGUCUAUCCGCAUCACCAGCAGCUAUCAUUACCCUCGUCAUGGGCUUCUUGGUCAUUUGCGUUGGAAUAACGAUCCUGCAAAUGUCUAAAGUUGAUCCUGAAGAACUGUCCAAGAAGCUGGACCGAAGAAGUACUAUCCUUCUGCAGGCAGCUCGUAGCCAGACUGAGGCGAUGGAGGAAAAGAGUAUGUUGGGAGUUGAAGACCCCGGGAUGGAUGCCCUGCGUGGUAGUUUUGGAACAGUUGGCAGCAUUAUCCGUGCCCGAAGCGCCCGUCGCAUGUCACAGUCUUCUGUUGCCAGUCGACCACCUGGCGCGAUGGCUCCAUAUGAUAGAACCCGCGCCAACUCGACUAAUCCGCGAUUGGGGCCUGACAGCAUUCAGCGACACCAACUCUACGAUGCUCCAAUGCCCUCUCUUGAUCUAGAAAACCGUAGCACCAGGAGCGAUAGCACAGCGACAGGUGUUGGUGUUCAAAAACGGACAACAAUCAAAUUUGGCGCUGAAGAUGUUAUUCACCAAUACCACCCAACCGGUCCGGGCACUCCCCGACGGGACGAACACGCAAUUCACACGAAUCGGCCAGCUUUUGACUCUCCUGCCGUUUCCCCUGGUCCAUUACCAGAUCACUCAGGCUACCCACCACGGACAAGAGCGGAUACAGAACCAACUUCGGGCGUCGCGGGUAUUGGCGCUGCUGGAAGCAAGGACCUUCUGUUGGCUGAUGUUGACGAUUCUGUCCCACUACGACACCAAACGCUUUCAUUACCUGAGGCAUACUCUUCCGAAAACUCUACUCAAAGUGCACCCUCAACUGCGGUCCCCAGAAUGCCACCUGCAAGGCGGAUGGACUCGCGUGACAUAUUCAAUGAGGGUGGUGGACAGGUAAGCGCUGGGGACAGCCCACAGAGCGGCACUCUGCUGAGCUUCCCCAGCGUCACUGAUUCUGCCCGCUCUGCCAACUGGGAGGACGGCGGUCCACUACCACCUGUUCCUUCACUUCCAACUGUGUCUGGUUCACCUGCUGGAAGUCAAAGAAGCAACGCCUCGAAACGAUACCCACUAUCUGGCGGCCAGGAAGAUCAAGAUGAGAGUGUACGAUUAUGGGAGCGCGGUGGCCGAGAUAGUCCAACGGGAACGGAAUCUACUGAGUCAGCAACUUCGGCGGGAGGGAUUAGACUGGUGCAACCUGGCCCGCGGUUCUGA